AUGUUGAUGAUAACUGUGCUAAUAACUUUGCUUCUUUAUGCGGAGCACAGUUUUUGCACGAAUAUUCCUGUUUUGCUAAACACCAACACAAAUCCCGAGAAACCGAUCUUCACCGAAUCAGCGACGAUCAUCACUAUGCAGUCGGGUGACCUAAGCGAUAUUGAGAAUUGCCCAGAGAUGAAGAGAAAUGGAAGCAGUGAUGGCCCUUGGGUCCCGUGUAACUUUUUGAGUGAAACGUUCGUCCGUUGUGAGACACCAAUCUUGGCCAAUUCCUCCCCAAACGCAACCAUUAAAGGGACUUGCGCCCGUUUUGGCGGCUUGAACUAUGAAGAUGUCCUACGCACCAAUGUCAGUUGUUCAGUCAUCGGCUGUAUUGAGUGCUACGGACCUAGGACUUUCUACCGUGAAGUACCGUGUGUAAAAUACACUGGUCAUUAUUUUCUGUCAACUUUGCUUUAUAGCAUAUUCUUGGGAAUGAUCGCUGUUGAUCGUUUUUGCCUUGGCUAUUCAGCGAUCGCCGUCGGGAAAUUGAUGACACUGGGCGGGUUGGGCGUUUGGUGGAUUAUCGAUAUUUGUUUACUUGUCACUGGAAAUUUGAUGCCCGCAGAUGAGUCGAAUUGGGAACCUUACUAU
Messenger RNA from Mesorhabditis belari, 633 nucleotides. The record is from the annotation of a GenBank genome assembly. Lineage: Eukaryota; Metazoa; Nematoda; Chromadorea; Rhabditida; Rhabditidae.